GGAAAUUCUGGGAGUUGAAGUCCUCCAGGCUUACAGUUGCCAAAUUUGGAGAGCCCUGUUUUAAGAGAUGAUAAUUGCAAGUUUUAUAGAAAAGGUGGUUGGGGUUUUUUGACUGGGAUGAAAAGCACACCCUUGAGGGAAGGAGAGCAGAAUUUGCAAUUUCUUGCAGUUUUUUUUUCACUGAGAUAAGAGGGACGGAUAUGGAUUGAUAAAAUAGUAGUGAGAUCAUGUCCCUCACUGUAUUUUUGAGGACAGAGAGAUCGCAGGGAAAGGUUUUUUUUUAUUAUUAUUAUUUUCUUCGGAAGAGGAGUCAGCUAGGAUUUAUUUGGAAAAGUUUGCAACAUUCAAGGAACAACCACACUGCUUCUUUUGUUCCACAGAGCGAAUCGUUUCUUAUUUAGAUAAGAACACAAUCUGGAAAGAAGUUGGGCAUAGAAUAAAAGCGAAUAAAACUAGCAAUGUAGGGAAGGCAUAAAAAAGUUUGGUCAAAGUAAGUAAGGAAAAACUUUUUUUUUUUUUUUUGCUUAGUCACCUUGAGCAACAGGGAUCUAGGACUACACUGAAGGCUUUCUAACUCCCUUCCAGAAGUGUAUGCGGGAAAAAAAAAAAAUAGAAGAUAAAUGGAACACAGCUUUGCUAAACAUUUACAGGGGGACGGCAACGAUUUUAAAUAUGUGAGACGUUGUUGCGCAAACGGGGCUCUGAUCUAUUACCCGGGGAAGAGUGAAAAAGCCAAGCAUUUGUAUGAUAUCUGUAAGAACUGAUCUUGUGGUUCCUGAGCAUGUUGUAAUACUGUUAUCUUUUAGGAAGGAACUGAAAAGUGGAAUGGAAGCCGAUAAUGCAGUUUACUCUUUCACUGCUCCCCCACCACACCUGUAUUUCUUCCGCUGUAAUGCCUUAUUCUGUAGCAGAAUAAGAUUUGGCCGCUCAUGAGUUCGAAUUAAUUCUAGCGUGUUAAUGAAGUACACUUGAGUGAGCAUAAAUCUCUGGUUAACCAAAGUUUCAAAGAUCUGGAAAUCUGCAUUCAGUGACUUUUAACGGCAGCAAUAUUUCUCUCCCGUGCAUGGAUGUACCUCGUAUUGAAUUACCCUGUGGAACUGAGAGAUUACAUUUUAUUUUUCUUGCAUGAUUUUAGAUCUGAUAAGCCCUUAGAAACUGCAUUCAUUUCAUGGUACGAUAGGCUGCAAACAGACCACGGGAGAGCCACUUUCCUGGCCAACCUCCAGCGAUGGCGAUCCUGUUUGCUGUUGUAGCCAGGGGCUCCACCAUCCUGGCCAAGCAUGCCUGGUGUGGAGGCAAUUUCCUGGAGGUUACAGAGCAGAUCCUGGCCAAGAUACCUUCCGAAAACAACAAGCUCACUUACUCGCACGGAAAUUAUCUGUUCCACUAUAUCUGUCAGGACCGGAUUAUAUACCUCUGCAUCACAGACGAUAACUUCGAGCGUUCCCGGGCUUUCACAUUCCUGAAUGAAAUCAAGAAGAGGUUCCAGACCACCUAUGGGUCUCGAGCACAGACCGCCCUGCCCUACGCCAUGAACAGCGAGUUUUCCAGUGUCUUGGCAGCACAGUUGAAAUAUCACUCUGAGAACAAAGGUCCUGACCAGAUAGUAGAGACCCAGGCUCAGGUGGACGAACUCAAAGGGAUCAUGGUCCGUAAUAUAGAUCUCGUAGCUCAAAGAGGAGAAAAGCUGGAACUGCUGAUAGACAAAACGGAAAAUCUUGUGGAUUCGUCCGUCACUUUCAAAACCACCAGUAGGAACUUGGCCCGAGCAAUGUGCAUGAAGAACCUCAAGCUCACCAUCAUAGUUGUCAUCGUAUCCAUCGUCAUCAUUUACAUCAUUGUGUCGGCUGCCUGCGGGGGCCUCUCCUGGCCAAGGUGCGUGUAGAAAUAGCCGCCCGAGCCAAAUCCGCCCCAUGAAAGGACACACAGGCGCCCACAGGAAUGUAUGUCAUCCAAUUGUGGACUUUUCUCACACUUCAUCCUUCCAGGACCACUCGAGAGUCUUUUUUGCCUUAUCGCCUUGUAAGGUAUGCUCCUUCAAAAACCCAAAGGAUGUUUUUUUUUCUCCGAAACGAGCAGGACUUCCUGUGGAAGGAGAGAGGAGGGCAAUGGACAAGGUAUCUUUUAAGUAUUUGCAUCCUCAUGCUUUGCACUUUACUUGGUGGAGCAGGUUGGGGGAGCUGAAGGCCCCCCGUAGACCUUAGGGGGGGAAGAGGUGAGUGAUGACCACUGAAGUCAAACCGAGUUCUUGCUCACGGACCCAGCCCAGAGAUGUGAUCGGCUUUUUUUUUUUUACUAAAAACGGCUUUUUCCUGCAGUGCCUUUCUUAAAACUCAUGACAGGCUGUGGCUUUUUCCCCUUUGAAGCUUCCUUUUGCGGCCCUUUCGUCGGGCGAGUGAAGAGGUUCUGCUUUUCAACUUGAGUGACUGGUAAAUGUAUAGUAUUAACGUUGCUGUAAACAUUGCUGCUAUUCGUGAUUUUUUUUGUGUGUGUCUUGGGUUCGUCCUCUCGCCUAGUUUGGAAGGUCCUUUCCGACUUUAUGGUACUUUGCUCUGGCUUCAUCUCCGGAGGUGUGUUCUAAAAGCUGUUUUAGCGCCUCCAAAGGAUCACACCCUGUGCAAGAUUCGGUGACUGCCCUCUUCUCUUUGAGCAUGGUGGAGCUAUUGUGCCUAGCUCAAAAAACACAAGAGGCAGGUGUUCUCCGAGUGGGAAUUCCCCCAAGCUACUGAUUUCCAAGGACAAAGUUAAUAGAGAAGCAUGAAGUAUUUGAAAACCAAUUUUUAAUCUCAAACUGCCGUAAAUUACUUGUGAAAAACUUUAACCCCCCCGCCUCCCAUUUGCGCAUAAUGUAAAGGAGGACGAAUCUUAAAUAGGAAGGUUCUUAAAUCUUCCCCGAGUUGUUGGCAUUUUAUGAUCUCAUCCUAGUUUUCUGAGGAGUCUCUGCUCGCUUUCCUCAGCAUACUGCAGAGAGUAAAACUGGUGCACCUAUCCUUGUUUCCUACAAGUCAUGGUCUUCCCCUUCAAAUGUCUCUGCAGGAACAAGCCAACAUUGAAUUAACUGUGCAUGUUUUAAAAAAAGAAAUGUCAAUCGCAGUGGUUAAUUUUCUAUCAUUUUGAAUGCCUUUAUGUAAACUGCUUCCUCCUCUUUUAAUAAAAUGAUGCACUGAUGCAUUAUUGUAAAAUAAAUUUAAAAUCUGUUUAAAUAAAUGUACUUAACUGCAGACAA
This is a messenger RNA of Pantherophis guttatus, 3226 nucleotides long. The record is from RefSeq and is a predicted model, not a curated record. NCBI's taxonomy places the organism in Eukaryota, Metazoa, Chordata, Lepidosauria, Squamata, Colubridae.